Molecule: messenger RNA, 629 nt
Organism: Linum trigynum
Lineage: Eukaryota; Viridiplantae; Streptophyta; Magnoliopsida; Malpighiales; Linaceae
Source: the annotation of a GenBank genome assembly
CCAUCACUUGAAACCAACAAAACCCAAACAAAACAACCCUCGGAAAUCUCCUCCAACAAGUUAAAUCAGACAUGGCUUCUUCUUCUAACUUGUUCCUCUUUGCUCUCGUCCUCGCCGUCACAUUCUGCAACAUGGAACAUGGAAUGGCGGUUCGACAGCUUCUCCAACUGCCACAACCCACAGCACUGCCUCCUAUGCCCACCAUCCCAUCUCUGCCGCUACCAACUCUCCCUACCGGAGGAUUGCCGCCGCUCCCUAGCGCCGGUGCCAUGCCCACCCUGCCGUCCGGAGGAGGAUUGCCGCCACUCCCCAGCGCCGGCGCCAUUCCCACCAUGCCCACCAUUCCUUCCAUGCCAAAGGUUUCUCUGCCGCCACUGCCUAGCGGGUUUCCAACCAUUCCUUCCAUCCCCGGCCUUACCCCGGCAGGCCCUGGCAACUGAUCAGUGAAUUGGUACACGAAGUUGGUGGACGUGGUUGUGUUUCGGAGUUGACGAUGAUGAUGUUAUGUCUUGCGAUUUCUUGUGUAGAGGGCUCAUUGUUUGUUUUUAUGGUCUGGUUGUUGUUUGAGUUUUUGGCUUGUAUAUUUGUUUUAACCCGCACCAACAUUACGGAGAAAUCUAAAAUUAGUU